Aricia agestis (brown argus) is the source of this 2534-nucleotide messenger RNA. RefSeq lists its product as uncharacterized. The record is from RefSeq and is a predicted model, not a curated record. Lineage: Eukaryota; Metazoa; Arthropoda; Insecta; Lepidoptera; Lycaenidae. Bases 3 to 2516 code for a protein of 837 amino acids. The transcript has 3 exons.
GUAUGUCGUUAGUAGUUAUAUUCAUGGUAUUAAACAUUAUUAUUUCAACUAAAACUGAGAAUUUAGAAGGUAAAGAAGAAAUACAUGAAAAUUUUGAUGAUUACAUAACAUUUGAACAUGGAAUUAAUAUGGCUGAGGAAAAAACUAAAUCUACUGAAAAUGAUAAAGUUCUAGCAAUUUUUAAAAAUGAUGCAGAUGAUUCAGCGAAAAUUGAAAACAUUAUACCGUCUCUUAAAAUUAAAAGAUCUGCAGUUGAAGAAAUUGAAGCAUCGCCAAAGCCAAUCCGUCGUGUGAGGCACAGGGGUAAUUUAAAACAAGAUUUAAAGGCAGGGGAAGUUAACACUUCAGCUCAAUCAGAUCUUCGUAAUGAAGAAGUCACAAAAUCAAUAAAAAGUAAUACAAAUACGUUUGAAGAUACAGAUGAUAAUGCGACUAACAAAACAAAUAUUGCUUUAAAUAAUAAUUUGAUAAGCACUUACUUAGAUAUUAAUAGGGAUCUUCUUAUGAGGACUAUAGAAUUGAAUAGACUAGCUAAUAGAAAUGCCACCCCUCUCAACAAUCAAUCAAUUUCAUCCGUUGUUCAAAAUGAAAAUAUGAAAUCUAAGGGCAUCAUCGAAAUGCCAUCAAAAUAUAUUACCGUUGUUAAGGAUUCAAACGAAAAUGUUAACCAGAAUUUACUAAAUGCAAAACGACUUUAUGGUCACAUAGAAAACAAAGAAAUUAACGAUGCUGGAUUUGUAUUGGAACAAAAUAAUGGUUACCUUAAUCAACGUAAUGUGUAUCAAACAUUAUCAAGAGAAAAACAAGGAAAAUAUCACGAAUAUUCUGUUGAAGGUGACGAUUAUUAUAAUAAAGAUAUGAAACAACCAAAUAAUAUGAAAACACUGGGAGCAAAUGGUCGUAAUGUUCGUCAUUUUAAUGGGGCAAGGCCAAGAUUUAAUGAUCGACAGCUUAUGGGAAGAAGCGGCGCUGGAUUUGACGAGGAAGAAUAUUAUGAAGAUUAUUCAGAUUAUACGUACCAGAAAUUAAGACAAGGAAAAGUUGAUGACUACCAAGGGAUGAUGGAAGAUAGCGGUACUACAUUUGAAGCAGUGCAUUAUGAAGGUUAUCAAAAUCAACCGAAUAGUCACCAGAAAUUACAUAGAGCAAGACAAGGACAUAACCGACAUGAACUUGUAGAAGAUAUAGAUAGGGAUAGAUUGAGAACUUAUCAAAAUCACCCAAAUGGCAUUGAUCAAAAACUAUUUGGAGUAAGUCAAAUAUAUAACCACAAAGAGCCAAUGGAAGUAGAUGAUACUAGAAUCCUAACUGAACCACAUUACGAAGGUCCGUAUGAAACAUUUGAACGGAACGCACAUGUAAGGCCAAAAUUCGAGCAAGAGCUAUUAGAAAGAGACAGAAACAGCGGACUCAUGGGAGAACAAUACAGGAAAGGAGAUUCGCAUCAUCCAAGUCACGACCAUAUUUCCCAAAAACUAUUAGAACCAAGGCCCAGAUUUGACCAAAAAGAGCUUGUGGAAAGAAAUGAUGCCAGAAUCCAACCACUAGCAUCACCAACCGUAACUUCUCAUACACAGGAUUACGAUAUAAGAUUAGAUCACCAAGUGUUAAUGGAAAGUAAUGGUCAUGCAAACAUAGAGGAUCAUUAUAUCAGAGAAAAGCUAAAUCAUCCAAACAUGAAUUAUUUUGAUACAAAUGGACAUAACAUUCACGAAAAAUUAUUAGAAACGAGGCCAAGAUUUGACCAUAUAGAGCCUAUAGCAGCAAGUGAUAAAAUCGAAGAAGAACAAUAUGAAAAAUUAACAGAAGUAAAACCAAUGUUCGAUCAUCAAGACUUUAAGGAAUCAAAAAAUAAUGAAAUGUUAAAUAUAGAGACUGGCAAUCCUAAUAUUUUAGUAACAAAAGGAAGUCAGCAUAAACAAAAUCUUGUAAAGAAUCACUCUGAAAAGUUUCUGCAUCAGUUUGAAGAAACAAACGGAAAAAUACCCAUACCUAACCCAAUUAAUAAUGAACCAGUCUUCGAAGAUCUACGAAAACCUACUCAGGAAGCAACAGAAAGAAAAACUGCUGAUAUAGUUGCAGAACAGUACAAUGAAGAUUUUCCGACACCGAAUAUCAAAGCUCAGGAUAUUAAUCCAAAUAUACAUCAAAAUAUGCUGGAAACAGCAACACUGGGACUAGAUAAUAUGGCUAUAAAGGAGGCUGAUACGAGAUAUUACGCUGAACCAGAAUACACAGAUGAACCAAAUGUUAUUCCUUUUGAAAAUACUAAUACUCAUCCGGCAUCUUUUAAAGAAAGAAACGCAUAUCAUACUACUGUAGAUGAUAUUCCAAAGUUAAUACAUUUAGAUGACAAAGAAAGAUCAGUUGGUAUAUAUCCAAGAUUAAUCCAAGUUCCAAGGAUACAAUCACUGGUUGUGCUGCCAAGAUUUAGAUGUCGUUUGGUGCCCGUAUGCACCAGGUUUUAUUUACGUAAACGAUGCCUAAAAACAAUAAUUAAAUGUGGAUUAUUAUAAUGAAAACCUUUAUUUUCA